AACACAAACACGCAAACACACAAGAAAAAUAGAGAACGAGAACAAGAGAGAAAGAAAACACACACACACACUCACACACACACACACACACACAGUCACUACAACCACCAUCACAACCACCAGCACCAGAAGUAAUGGCUGGCUGGGGUGCUGUGGCGGCUCUGUGGGUGCUGGCCGCGCUCACCAGCCUACCCACGGGAACCCAGGGCCGCCUCAUCUGCUACAACGGGGGUUACUGCAUCUACAACACGUGUAUGUGCCCCCUGGGUUACUACGGCACCGUCUGUCAGUUUGACAAGGACGAGUGUGCGGUGGACAACGGCGGCUGCCAGCAGGAGUGCCGCAACACCCUCGGCUCCUACGUCUGCUGCUGCUCCGCCGGCUACAAGCUGGGCCCCGACAAACACUCCUGCGUGGAGGUGGACGAGUGCCGAGACCACAACGGCGGCUGUUCCCACGUCUGCAUCAACACAGCGGGGUCCUACGAGUGCCGCUGCCAGCCAGGACAUCGCCUCCUGCCUGACGGACGUACCUGUGUGCCGCCCCCACGCCCCGCGCCAGGUGUCACAUACAGAACGGCGGCUGCCAUCAUCAGUGCCACCAGUCUGUUGGGGGCGUCACCUGCUCCUGCCGCCCUGGGUACAGACUGGCGCAGGACGGGCGGCGGUGCUUCCCUUUCAACCCAUGCCGGGAGAACAACGGUGGGUGUGAGGGCGAGUGUCAGGCGUCGGGCGGGGAGGUGCGCUGCUCUUGCCGGCCCGGUCUGACCCUGGGGCGUGACGGCACCUCCUGCGUGGACGUGGACGAGUGCCGGAGUCCUGACACGUGCCACCACCGCUGUCAGAACACGUGGGGCUCCUUCCAGUGUGUGUGUGACAGUGGCUACGAGCUGGCCGCCGACAG
This is a messenger RNA of Portunus trituberculatus (swimming crab), 903 nucleotides long. RefSeq names its product signal peptide, CUB and EGF-like domain-containing protein 1. Gene Ontology annotation, molecular function: calcium ion binding. NCBI's taxonomy places the organism in Eukaryota, Metazoa, Arthropoda, Malacostraca, Decapoda, Portunidae. The record is from RefSeq and is a predicted model, not a curated record. The coding region runs from base 135 to 767 and encodes 210 amino acids. The transcript is spliced from 5 exons.